Molecule: messenger RNA, 1378 nt
Organism: Drosophila eugracilis
Lineage: Eukaryota; Metazoa; Arthropoda; Insecta; Diptera; Drosophilidae
Exons: 2
Coding region: 149-1144 (331 amino acids)
Source: RefSeq, a predicted model, not a curated record
UAAGCUAUGGCUUUUCUUGCAAUGCCAAUUUAGCGUUGUUAUCGAUAUUUUUCAUUUUCAGAUUUUUGGAAUAAUUUUGUCUCUCUUCAACGUAACUAAUCUUAAAAGGCCGAUUUGAAAACAUAAUAUUUUUAUAUAUUUUUCCAAAAUGAAUUUAAACGAGAUAGCUUCUGACAAUCUAAUCGUGCCAGGAGCAGCUGACAAUAAUUCGACUCCGGAGAACACAACCAUAUCAAGCGGCCAACCAGCAGCCACAUCCACACCGAGUUAUAUGACUCGCCAACGCUCUAAGGUCAUUUCUGAACAGCAGCAGGAGUUGGAGGCAUUUGACUUAGGUGACUCGACAUUGAUGGAACGAGUAACACCAACACUUGAGAAUAUGAAGGACCGAAAGUCGGUUCAUCCUUUUAAAUCUCCUUGCAAGACCCCCAUAAUAAAGAAGGUUCAACGUCAAGCGACACCGUCGUCUUUGGCAAAGCGCGUACCACGAUCAUUUAAAAAUAUCAGGGGUCGAAAGCGUAUUCGUGAUUCUGAUACCCCUAAAAGAGUUCAAAAUUCAAAGGACUUGCAAAAGGCACCGGACACGAUGAAUCCAAGAGUGAAAUCACUAAUCAAAUCAUCUAUGAACUCAACCCAUAAAUCAACGAAGUCGCCCAGGAAGCCCUUAACAAAAACACCAAGGAAUGAAUUUAAAGGCAAAGUCACUAAUGAAGGCAAUAAAAUCGACACCAAUGAGUUACCAUUGGAACAAACGAAGGCACCAGAAGAAUCACCAAUAAAUUCACAAAUUAUUUCACAAGAAAAGCCAUCAUCAAAAUCAAUUAUUAAUUCGCCAGAAGCAGGUUUCUCUGAUAAGGAGUCCCAUUUAGAAUCCAGUGUUGAAUGUGAUUCGGAACCGCCACUGAAAAAGGCUCGUCAUCAGAUUCUGCAGGUCAACAUGGGAUCUCCCUUUUCCAUGACUCGUAUCAAGAAAAUUAAAUUAGUUACUUUAGAUGAGAAUGACGACAAUUUGGUGUCAAGCGAGAUGUCGGGUAAUGGAAAUGAGUUACCGAAACUUCCUACUAGUCCAAUGAAGGAAAGCUUAUUACCGAAGCUUCCUGCUAGUCCGAUUGAAAGAAUUUGUUUUACCGGAGAUUACUGUUAAUCCGAUUGCAGAAUAUGUAGUGCCGGAUCUUUCUGCCAGUCCAGUGGAGGCUGAGAUCACCAGUCAGGAAAAUUCAGUCCAGAUGUUGACAAGAGUGGGUAUUCAGUGCCUUGAUGACCCAAUUACAACUGUUACGUCUCUUCAAGAAGGAAACUACAAAACACAAUGUACCCUUAUGUAAUGUAAAUCUAUUUGAUUUUAAUUUUUGUUUUACGUUAUAAAACUUUGAAAUAG